This is a messenger RNA of Nelumbo nucifera (sacred lotus), 2120 nucleotides long. Its product is annotated as CBL-interacting serine/threonine-protein kinase 21-like. Gene Ontology annotation, biological process: signal transduction; protein phosphorylation. Gene Ontology annotation, molecular function: ATP binding; protein serine/threonine kinase activity. The record is from RefSeq and is a predicted model, not a curated record. Lineage: Eukaryota; Viridiplantae; Streptophyta; Magnoliopsida; Proteales; Nelumbonaceae.
UUUCAACAAUGUGGGAGAUAAAAGGAGCCAUUAGAGAGAGAGAGAGAUGGUUGGAAAUACCUUCCAUUCAAAACAACACGUUCCCUCUUCUCAACCCAACUACCUGUCCUCCCAGUCCCAUGCGUAAAUCCUUCCUAACCUCAUGCUCAAUCGUCUCCAGAAGAAAAUAUUGCUUAAACCAUUAGAACCCUUAUAAUUGGUGGCUGGUGUGGGGGCAACGUCUGACUAAUAAGAGGAGGAGGCUGAUCGGAGAGAAGCAGAUGAAUAUCUCUGCAAUAAAAGGGAGCUUCAAAAUCAUUUCUUGUGUAUGUCUUCAGCAAAUUACGGAAACAGUACUACCACUGCCGACAUACCCACUAAAUCCUCAUUUGGUCAUUGGUGAAGACGAGCAAGCAGAGGGAAGGAUCAUAUUUCCCUUUUUCCACUCAGAGGCAUCAAAGCUCAGUGUCUGAAAUUGAUGGGUUUUGCUAAAAGCAUUGGGAAAUACCAACUCAGCAGAACCAUCGGAGAGGGCACCUUCGCCAAGGUUAAGCUGGCCUUGAACACCAGCACAGACCAGUAUGUUGCAAUCAAGAUCAUUGAUAAACAGAUGGUGAUGGAAAACAAGCUAAUGGAGCAGGUGAAGAGAGAGAUAAGUACAAUGAAGCUUCUGAAUCACCCCAAUAUUGUCCGGAUACACGAAGUCAUCGCCACCAAGACAAAAAUCUACAUUGUAAUGGAAUAUGUUUCUGGGGGUCAACUCUCUGACAAGUUGUCUUACCUUAAGAAAUUGAGUGAGCAAGAGGCAAGGCUAUACUUUCAGCAAUUGAUCGAUGCUGUUGAGUACUGUCAUUGCAGGGGCGUUUAUCACAGAGAUCUCAAGCCUGAAAACUUGCUGCUAGAUACCAAAGGAAAUUUGAAAAUCUCAGACUUUGGGCUCAGUGCACUGCGUAAGCCUGGAGAUUUACUAUCUACUGCUUGUGGUUCUCCAUGCUAUGUAGCUCCUGAGGUAAUUGCCAAUAAAAACUAUGAUGGAGCAACCUCUGAUGUUUGGUCAUGUGGAGUAAUUCUUUUUGAAUUACUUUCUGGCUAUCUUCCCUUUGAUGAUCGAAACCUGAUGAGCUUGUAUAGGAAGAUAUCUAAAGCAGAGUACAGGUACCCAGACUGGUUUACAAAAAGGCAAAAGAAUCUAAUUUCCAGAAUUCUUGAUCCAAAUGCCCAAACGCGAAUCACAAUAGCAGAGAUUAUUGAAAAUGAGUGGUUCCAAACCAACUACAAGACUUCUUUAGGAAUUGUGUGUGAUGAAGACAUUAGUUUAGAGGAUGUCAAUGCUGCAUUCAGUGAUAUGGAGGGAAAGGACAAUGAAAUGGGUAUUCCAAAAUCACCUAGUUUUAUCAAUGCAUUCCGAUUGAUAGCAAUGUCUAAUGACCUUGAUCUGUCAGGUCUCUUUGAAGAACAGGAUGAAGAGAAACAGAAAAUAAGGCUUGGUUCCAGACAUCCAAUUCAUGAGACCAUAGAAAAAAUCAAGUAUGCUGCAAAGGAUGCAAGCCUCUCAGUAGAAGGGAUUUAUAAUUCAAAAGUGAGAAUUCACCAGAAACAGAAGAUGACCAGAUGUAGUAGAUCAUAUUUCAACCUAUCAGCAGAGGUGAUUGAGGUAACUCCCACACAUUGCGUAGUGGAAAUAUCAAAAUCUGCAGGAGAGCUAAGAGGGUAUAAAGAGUUCUGUAAAAGUCUAUCAAGUCUGCUCACGGAUAAACCCGGUGAUUCUGAUGAGCCAAAAGUGUCCACAGAUACAAGUUUUGCUGAAAAAAAUGACCAAGAAAAUGGAAGCUCUGAAGAGGAAGGCAGCAACAGAGGUACUAAAGAAUUGUGUGGCUAUUCUUCCUCAUGACAUUUAGUAGUCUUUACACUGAUGGUCCCCAAAGGGAAAGAAAGAUGUAGAAGACAUGGAAAAAUAUUAUUCUUCCACAUUGGCAGAGAGAGAGAGGGGAAAAAUAGAGAAUGUGUACAGUUUCUUGCAUUUAGUGACAUGUUUCUUUUUCUUUUUUUCAUUUUGCAUUUCUCUUUUAGGUUUGUUUCAUUUGUCAAUUGUUGUCUCUCCGUUUGGAAGUGUGAAUAAAGCUACUUUCUUGAACAUGCAA